Messenger RNA from Trichomonas vaginalis G3, 1968 nucleotides. Its product is annotated as leucine-rich repeat, isoform f-related family. Bases 1 to 1968 code for a protein of 655 amino acids. The transcript has a single exon. NCBI's taxonomy places the organism in Eukaryota, Parabasalia, Trichomonadida, Trichomonadidae. Gene Ontology annotation, cellular component: lamellipodium; plasma membrane. The record is from RefSeq and is a predicted model, not a curated record. Gene Ontology annotation, biological process: cell migration; regulation of Arp2/3 complex-mediated actin nucleation.
AUGUCUAUGUCAUUCGCAUCAAUGCGAUCGCUGGAAUUAGUUGAUGACAAGAUUGUUUUUCGAUCAAAUGAUUCGGUCAUAGAAAUCAUAUCUCAAGCAUAUGUCGAUAUAAUCAAGUAUACAGUUGGUGUGCAGAAUAGCCUUUUCGCACCAAUUUCUGUUAGUUUGCCAGAAGAUGUGAGAUUCAUGAUUAAUGAUGACUUUUUUGUUUUCGAAACAUCUUCUCCGAUAUGCGAUAGAUAUCUAUCAUUGUCAAUGACGGUGACAACAGAAAGUGAACGCGAAAAGGUUGCAAAUUUUUGUUUAAUAAUUUUAUAUACAAAAGAUACAUUUGAUUUCACUUACCUCAUAACGUCCUGUCCAACUCCAUAUGCAUUGGCCGAAGCUAUUAUCUUGGAUCAGCAAAUUCGCACAAUCUCAUUUUCAUCUGUUACAUUUUCUCAAUUUGCAGAAUAUCUCAAGGUGAUAUGCUCUCAAAAUAGAUAUAUUUCUAAAAUCGACUUCAAUUGUAUCAUUUUCGAAUGCGAGCAGAAUGAAUUGAUAAAUCUCUUCAAAAUUAGCAUUGCAUCGCCAAUCACUAAGCUUUAUUUCAAUGACUGCGAACUAUUUUCGGAUAAAUUUACCAAAUUAUUAACAAAUUUUGCAAAUUUUCAAUGUCAAAUUGAGCAAAUCUCGGCGAUAAACUGUUCAUUCUCAAUGAACGCUUUAGAAUCUCUAAUGCAUUUUGUUUUUAGAACGCAAAACUUCAGGAAACUUCGUGAAUUUAUUUUGACUGGAGAAUGUUUGCCAGCUAAUGUCCAAGAUCUGAUGAUAGAGCUCGCAACAUCAUCUGAUACAAUUUUCCCUGAAGAUUUUGCUACUCUUCAGAUUAAUUCUACAAAGUUUAAUGCAUCUCAAAUAAUUGAAGCGUUUGCUGUAUGCAAAACGCCUGUUUUAGUACUUGAUGUUAGUAGGUCAAAUCUUAAAUCCGAAUUUUCGGAACAAAUCUUCGCAUUUUCAAGAAUUAGAGAACUUAACAUAAGUAAUGUUUGGGCGACUGCUGAAGCAUUGAUUUCUUUGUUUACAGCAAUAUCUACGUCGUCCAGAAACAUUUCUGUUUUAAUUGCUGAUCAUAUUCAUAUGACUGAUGCAAAUUUCGGCCAAUUUUACUCAGUCGCAAAGAAUUUGAACUAUCCUUCUAUUAGAGUUUUCUCAUGGGAAAACAACAAUAUAAAGAAUGAAGAAUUUCUUUGGGAUUUCUUCAGGAUGUUGAAAAAUAUGAGGAAUGUCAUUGAUUUAUCAGUGUCGAAUACAUUGAAUGUAUCAUUCCAAUCAUCAAAGUUGAUGGCUGAUUACUUAGAAGUUGCUCAUCUCCAGAGAUUCAUCAUGAGAGGUUAUGAUAAAUCUUCUUUCAAAGAAAUGUUUAUCCCGAUACUCAAAGCACUUUCCAUGCAUGAUUCUAUUAAGGCACUUGACGUGACUGGCCAGGGAUUCGGCGAUAAAGGUCUUAUAAUAAUAAAUGAAAUGCUAAAAAUGAAUUUGACUUCAUUGGCAUUCGAUGAGCAAUACCCACUUAACUGUGAUCAUCUUUUCACAACUCUUGACCUCAUUCUUGAAGAUAAAAUGGAGUUUGCACUAUGGCCAUAUGAGAAUCUCAAAAGAUUAUGGGCCAAAGUGUCAUCUCAACAAUUCCAAGAGCUUCUUCCUGUUGUCAGUUCCAUUAGGAAACGUUAUCUUGAUAGAUAUCGUUCUAUUAUCAAGAACUGCGAAAACGCUAGAAACAGCUUUUUCGAGUGUUCGCAGAUUCCAAGAGAUCCGCUUCUAAACAAUUACAAACCAACGCAGAAAGUUGACAUUGAUAUUCUUAACCAAGUCACUGUUAAUAUGAUGCAAUCAAUCAUUGAUGUGAAAGGCGAGUUUAACGAAGACUUUCUCACGAUUGAUAUUAAGAGGAUGAUUAAGAAGUAUAUGCUUAAUCUUCUCGUGUAA